This is a messenger RNA of Filobasidium floriforme, 1212 nucleotides long. RefSeq lists its product as uncharacterized. Gene Ontology annotation, cellular component: cytoplasm; mitochondrion. Gene Ontology annotation, biological process: tRNA thio-modification; riboflavin biosynthetic process; FMN biosynthetic process. Gene Ontology annotation, molecular function: riboflavin kinase activity. Bases 1 to 1212 code for a protein of 403 amino acids. The transcript has 5 exons. The record is from RefSeq and is a predicted model, not a curated record. NCBI's taxonomy places the organism in Eukaryota, Fungi, Basidiomycota, Tremellomycetes, Filobasidiales, Filobasidiaceae.
AUGUCUUCGGAAACCCAACAACCCGCACGACCGUCCAUCAUAGGAACCGAAUCCGGCCCCGAACCGCCUUACCCUAUCAAGAUGUUCGGGGUCGUUGAGAGGGGGUUCGGGAGGGGGAGUAAGGAGUUGGGGAUCCCGACUGCAAACCUACCUCGAUCAUCCAUCGCUCCUCUCGAACAACUCUCAUCUACAGGCAUCUACUUUGGGUUCGCCAGGCUCCAUCCGAUACCCUCAUCGUCGUCAUCGUCGUCCACAACCGACCAGACACCAAACCCGGAGUCGAACUCGAACUCAACUGCCGAGGCAAUCCCGAAGAACGGGAACUCCAGCGAUGGAUCGAAAGGUCUGAGCGUACAGGCCAUCGAAAGUCUUCCGGGGAAGACCGCGGCGUACCCUCGAUCGCAGGUGGAAGGCGAGGAGAACGACCGGCCUUCGACUAUUUCUUCUGACAAAGCCAGUGCCAGUACCGGCACUGAGAAUGGAGGUGGAGACGGAGAUGACAAGGGAGAACAGCCGGCCUUGGGAGAAGAGGAUUAUAAAGUCUGGCCGAUGGUCAUGAGCGUGGGGUAUAAUCCUUAUUACGGGAACAAGGAGAUGACCGCCGAAGUCCACAUCAUGCACCAAUUCCCCACGUCCUUCUACGCCCACCCGCUCUCGGUCGUCCUCCUCGGCUACGUCCGCCCGGAACUGAACUACGUCUCCAAAGAGAAGUUGAUCGAGGAUAUCAACGAGGACGUCAGGGUAGCUUUGAGGAGUCUGGGGAGGAAGGAAUGGGCCAAGUGGGCGGAUGCUAGGGAAUUGGAGGUACCGCGCGAUGGGGAGGUCAAGGAGAGUAAGGGGGAUGACAAGGUAGAGGAGGUUAGCAACGGGGUCGAAGGGUUGAGCGUGGGUAAUAAGGAGAAACAAGAAGAGAUCGAGAUCAAGCUUGAAUUUGGCGGCGGUCUGCACCUCUUGUUCUCGUCCAAGCCGAAACACUCGGUCAAAUUGCCCAAGACGAUCGAGGACGCUCCGGUAACGAUACGCUACUUGAUCAAGUGGAUGAAGGACAACUUGCUGAGCGAGCGGGUGGAGAUGUUUGGGGAUGGCGAGGGAGUACGCCCGGGAAUCUUGGUGCUCGUCAAUGAUACCGACUGGGAGCUCGAAGGAGAGUUGGAUUACCGAUUGGAAGACGGUGACGAGGUCGUCUUCAUCUCGACGUUGCACGGAGGUUGA